GGCGCGGACCCUGUGCGAGCCGCACACCCCAAACCAGCGUGCACAGAGCAAUAACAUCGAGAAACGUAGAGCUUCUUUCAAAAUACUGAUUUCAUUUUAAAUGGUACAUCGGAAGAGUUAAUACGUGUUGUUACUGUUCACUUUGAAAAAACGUUUUUGUUAAUUUAAGUGUUGUUUAGUUUGUUAAUCAUGGAGGCUAUUGUUUUGUCGCCGCCAAAUACACCCCCGCUCAAAAAUAUAUCUGAAGAUGAGUCUUCUCAACCUGCAGUCUUCCAACAUCAAACCACAUUCAUCGGAAACAAACGAUCUGUAGCGGUUGCCUUUCCCAACAUUUUGACGCCACAACCCUCCGACUCGGAAUCAGAGGAGUUGGAUUGCCAUCAAAUUAAAAGAAAAUGUUUGAAUGACAGCGAAUUAGCGAGACAGUUAAUGCGGCUAACGCCUCCUCCAGAAUUGGAAAGAAGCGCACCUUCGCGAACUGUCUCAGUUAUAAUGAAAGCAAACAAAGACGGUACAUGCAUCCCGAUGCGAAUCCCUCAGGAACACCCCAAGGAAGAGAACAUUGUCAGGAGUUUAAAGUUCAAGAUGGGCAAUAGAAGAAAGGAGUUCACCUAUGAAGCACCAAAAGAGGAUGUGCGCGAAAAAGAAGUGAGAAUACAGCCUAAAUUGUCUGUACCAAUGCACAUAGCUCCAAAGUUCAUUCAAACUCAACAACCAACGAUCUUCAUUUCAACUGAUGGUCCCGUACCUACUCAAAUAGUUCUUCUGGCACCCCCACAACAAAUACCACCAGUUCGCAGAAGAGUUUACGAGUGCAAACAUCCUGGUUGCACCAAAAACUACUUUAAAUCCUCCCAUCUGAAAGCCCACAACAGGAUUCACACAGGCGAAAAACCUUUCGUUUGCCAAUUUGAAGACUGCGGCAGGAAAUUCUCGAGAUCAGACGAGCUGUCUCGGCAUAAGCGCGUUCACACGGGAGAGAAAAAGUUCAGAUGUGAAGUUUGUGAUAGGCGGUUCAUGCGGUCCGAUCAUUUGGCGAAGCACGUCAAAAGACACGCCAAAGAAAAAACCGCCGUGAGUAGUAAAGCUGGUCUGGUUCCUGCUGUACUCAGGCCGCUGCAACCUGCACCGUUGGUGUUGCAGCAGUAAGUUGAUGAAAGAAAGACUGUGUUAAGUUUUGCAAAGUUUAUUGCAUACAACUAUAUGACUGAUUAGUAGGAUAGUGUUCACUAAGUGAACUUCACUUGUAUAUAGACAUUCCAAGAUCAUUAACCAUUUAAAAAAAAAUUAUCUGUGAUUUUAGUAAUAGCGACAAUAUUUAUUUUAAUUGUAGUAUUGUUUUUAUAGAGAAAAGAUUAAAAUUUAUUAUUAAUACAUAAUAAACAAGUUUUUUAUAAAUA
This is a messenger RNA of Brassicogethes aeneus, 1400 nucleotides long. Lineage: Eukaryota; Metazoa; Arthropoda; Insecta; Coleoptera; Nitidulidae. The record is from the annotation of a GenBank genome assembly.